AUGUCCGGUAAAGAUAUCUUGGUUUCGUCAACGGCUUAUUUGUCAGUCAUAGACAAUGCAAACAAUGUAUUCACCUCAAUUAUUGACGUGUUACAAGGUGGAGGAGUUUACAUCACCAAUUCUCCAUCAUUUCUUACACAACUCCUGAUCUCUUCUAGUGGAUACAAUGCCGUCAUUUCCAAUAAAGGAUUGAUUUCAUUCAAUGCAGCCCGAUCACCUACGGUUCCAAACAUCAAUAUUCAGGGUUACAAUUUCAGAAAUGCGGGUGAGUUUUAUGUUGCAGUUGAUAGCUAUAACAGCGGUAAACUAUACCUUGCAAGUGAAAGUUGGGUCAAUUCAGGAAUGCUAGUUGUUUAUUUAAAUACAUAUUCACUGUGGGGACCAAUCUUGGGUAAAUAUUCAAUCACCAAUACUGGUUCAUUGUGCUUUUACAAUACCAUGUAUGCUGUUUCAACAGACAUUGUGGGAUCUGGGUGCAUUGUUGCCAAGACUGGCUCAAAUAUUUUGAUUGGAAAUGUCCAAGUUGAUGCUGCGCAAAUUAUCUACUUGACUGACCCGCUGAAUACUCUUACAGUGAGUUCAUUUGAUCGCUCUACUAUUAUUGUCGUUGGCUUUGGUAAUGGCAACACAAUUGCAUUUGGUCUCUCUGUUUUGGUUUCAAGCGUCGAUUACGAUCCAGACUCGGGUAUUCUCACUUUGCAUGGCCAACAGUACAACAACCCUGUAUCGCAAAAAUUUAACAUUGGAACAGGGUAUAUAUCAGACAUGUUCACCUACAGUGGAAGUAAUGUCCAAUACAGCGGGGAUGUGGUGAACAAUGUUGUGCCUGACUUUUGUAUUUGUAAACCACCCCCACCAGUUCCCGGACUCGAUUUUGAUAACGGGUCAUCUUCGUCUUCAACAAUUGAAUCAAGUACAAGCACGGCGGUAGAUACUACUGCUGAGUCUACUGCUGAGUCCACUACUGAAUCCACUACUGAGUCCACUACUGAGUCUACUACUGAGUCUACUACUGAGUCUACUACUGAGUCUACUACUGAGUCCACCACUGAGUCCACUACAGAAUCCACUACAGAAUCCACCACUGAGUCCACUACAGAAUCCACCACUGAGUCCACUACAGAAUCCACUACUGAGUCCAACACUGAGUCCACCACUGAGUCCACUACAGAAUCCACUACAGAAUCCACUACUGAGUCUACUGCUGAGUCUACUGCUGAGUCCACCACUGAGUCCACCACUGAAUCCACCACUGAGUCCACCACUGAAUCCACUACAGAAUCCAAUACAGAAUCCACUACAGAAUCCACCACUGAGUCCACCACUGAGUCUACUAUUGAGUUCACUACUGAGCUCACUGCCAAUUCUACUGCUGAGUCCACCACUGAGGCUUCUACUAAUACUUCCACUGGUUCUGUUGCAGAAUCCAUGACUGAGUCUCGUAAUGAUUCUUCUGUAGAGUCUACUACCGAAUCUACUACUGAGUCCACCACUGGUUCUUCCACUGAGUCUACCAAUGAGUCUACUACUGAGUCUACUAAUGAGUCCACCACUGGUUCUUUCACUGAGUCUACCACCGAAUCUACUACUGAGUACACAUCUGAGUACACAUCUGAGUCUUCCGCUGGUUCUUCUGCUGGUUCUAAUGCAGAAUUCACUACUGAGUCUUCCACUGGCUCUUCCACUGACUCCAUACUAGACUCGUCAAGUAUUCUUGCUACUGCUUCUUCCACCGAGUCUACUACUGACGCAAACACUGGCUACACUUUAGAAUCAACGAUUGACUCAAUCACUGAAUCCACUACUGAGUCUACACUGGAAUUUUCUACUUUACUUAAUAGAGAGUCUACUGAUGGAUCAUUGAUAAAGCCUACUGGUGAAUCCACUACUGAGUCUACUGCAGAAUCCUCUACUCGCUUCUCUAGUGAGUCGUCUUUGGCUUCAUCUUUGAUUGCUACAGCUACUCCAACUACUGACUUGUCGUCAUAUUACUCCAUUUCGGUAGUUACUGAAACCGAGUCAAAAUCAGAUCCAGAAUCAGAAUCGCAAUCAACCACUGGUUUACCAUCCGACUCAUCUAGGCAAACUCAAAGUGAAUAUAAUACUGAAUCGUCACACUUAAGUGCGGAUAUUGGGCCGAACGAGUCUAAUUUAACACAGUCAUUCCCAUUGAGCAAUGAAAUUUCAACAACGAAAUCAACACAAAGCACUGACAGCAAGAACAUAAGUCCUGUUUCUAAUACGCUUAUAGAGUCGACUGGUACUCAACAUGAUCUGCAAAAAGUGCAAGCCACUGAUCUGAGCUCAGGUACAGGCGAACGAACAUACACGGAUCAAUUGAGCAUAAAUGGACAAUUAUCCAAUUCUGCUUUUUUAACUUCUUCUCCUCUGAGUACAAAUCAACAUCAAAAUACCCCAACUGAUAAUAAUAAUAAUGGCACUUUGUAUUUAGCUUCACUGAUGGUAACCAUUACCAUUGCAUCUAUUGAAACGCAAACUGCUUACACUAUCAACUCUUGUGACUCAUCGGAGAAAAUUGGAAGUGGAUUGACAAAUGAGCAAGGGUCCAGUCACGUUAGCUUUAAGUCGUUAGACACCUGGAAAACAGAUAAUAAUCAAAUUCUUACCUCAGCAUUAUCAGAAGUGCUGAUGCAACCAUCAACAAUUCCAAGUACAAAGACAAGCAGUAUAACAGUCAAUGGUGGAAACAAUCCAAAACCCAUUUUAUCUAGUACAAUUACUGAAACGUUAGAAACGGAUAAUUCUAAUCCUGAAUAUGAAGCGAAAAGCUUGUUUACAAUCACAUAUGAAGGAACCAAAGUGGCUCUACUGAAACUGUCUGUUGCGACGUCGAUUCAAAAGCCCGAAUUUGUGACAUUUGAGACAUCGGUUAUAACAAAACCAUCUUCAGGUAAUACUCCAAAUAAUCCUUCAAAUGUUUCACAAACUAGUCGAUUUGCCACUCCAAGAAGUUCCGUAAUAACAAAUACACAAUCAAGUUCAGUUACAUUAUCAGCAGAAAAAAUUGGUACUGGUGCUGGUAUUGGCACUAGUACUGGUAUUGGUGCUGGUGUUGGUACUAGUACUGGUGUUGCUACUAGUGCAGGUGUUGGCGCUGGUGUUAGCCCGUCAAGUAUUGGAACAGAAAGUGCUGCAAUUACACUGCAGUUUGGUAUUCCUGUGGUGGCGCCAGAGAAUGUUGUUCCAACAAGCAACAUAGCUUCCAAUGAACAGACAAACGAUGGUGAUGCUAGCGAAACACAAAAGAUUGCAACCACUACUGUUGCAACUGAAUCUACAACCACCAACAUAGGGACCCUACUGGGUACUGUCACAGUUGCUGAUGAGAGCCGAGCAAAUACUUCCAUCAGUGAUGUAUCUACAAUGAUUUCUGCACAAACAGUUGGAGAUUCUUCCAUUAUGUUGCUGUCACCAACAUCAUCAUCAUCAUCAUCAUCUGCCCCUACUGGAGCUGCUGCAGAAGGGGUAUCGUCCAGCACUGUGAUUGUGGCUCCAUCAAAUGAUGGGACCACAACAGUUCUUCACAACAGUAUCGCUAUUACUAUCAUCAUUGGUUUUAUUAAUGUUGCUGUAAUUCUUUAG
This is a messenger RNA of Lodderomyces elongisporus, 3603 nucleotides long. RefSeq lists its product as uncharacterized. The record is from RefSeq and is a predicted model, not a curated record. The coding region runs from base 1 to 3603 and encodes 1200 amino acids. The transcript is spliced from 2 exons. NCBI's taxonomy places the organism in Eukaryota, Fungi, Ascomycota, Pichiomycetes, Serinales, Debaryomycetaceae.